GGAAGGAAUGUCGUACGUUAACCUGAUUGUGUCUGGAUUUCGGAUUGUUCGCGUUUCCCUGGAGGCUGUUUAUCCGACUGGGCGUGAUUCCGAGGGCCGUUUCUCGUCUUCUAUAUAUUUCCAGACGGGAUUUUCCAUGAUUUCCAGAUUUUCCGACUCGGCCGGAAACCGGGGAAAGCGUUUUCCUCUUCGACGAAACGGCCUCUCCGCCUCGGGGUGAAAGUUGUUUUGACUGAGUCUCAACUCAAGUCCCCACUCGGAAGUGAGUAGUAUUUAUUGUCCAACGUUUUUACAGUGGAAAACGACCACAUUUCAAGGAAAACUACAUCCUCCCCCGGACGAAUAACCGUCCAAUUUUCAAUAUCAAAGUCGAACCUAGAUGUAAACACAACGAAUCAACCCUUUUUUUUUCACUUUUUUUCAAACAAAACGACCCUUUUCUUAACUUAGUCCACGUCCGGAGCAAAGUUACACAUUGAUUUCGUGUUGAAAACUAGUUUUCCGUCGAGCUAUGACUGCGAGGUAGUGACAGCUAAUGACAUUCCAUCAUCCGACCAGCACCCAGUUGCCACCCAAAAACCCGACUCCAAAUAUUGCAUGGUGUUGAACAAUGCAUCCAGUGAGGAGAAGGAAAAAGAGGCCAAACUAUGGUGUACGCACUGUUGAAGUGAAACGGGGCCAAAAUGGUUUUGGUUUCACAAUAUCAGGUCAACACCCUUGCAUUCUGAGCUGCAUUGUCGCUGGAAGCCCUGCCGAAAAUGCCGGCCUUCGAGCUGGUGACUACCUCGUUGCAGUCGAAGGACAGAGCGUCAGCAAAGUGCCGCACGACGACGUUGUGAGAUUAAUCGGAUGUUCAAAUGGUGUUUUGAAACUGCAAAUCGCCGAGAAUUAUUACUCAGACAGUUCGGAUGACGAUAUACUGGUGGCAGCUAGGCAGAAGCCGAAAUAUCCACACAAAUACCGUCUGAAUGGCAGGAACGAUGCCACUCUGCAUAACAGGCUGGGCAAAGUGGUUAGGGACCUACGUUCGGGUGGGGCGUAUGAAGAACAUCUUUCUCUACCCUAUCCGUUCUCGCCACCAAGAAGCAAGAAACACAUCCCGGAUGAAUGGAAACUAGGCAAUCACAUCCCGCCUCCGGUUUCCAGGUUCCGAAUUCCUAAUUCCGCCGACCUGGAAGCGCCAAAUCAAGUCGAACAACAUGUAUUUCGUGCUGUGGUUGGAUAUGUUGGGACGAUCGAGAUGCCGAGAAAACUUCCACCAGGAUCUCGAUUGCAGAUUGUUCGAGGAUGUAUUAAAAAGCUUCGAGCAGAAAAACGUCCGCAUACGCCAGUGUUGAUGACUGUUAUGACGCAUAGUUUAAGACUCACAAAUGGUGCCGGAAUCACGUUAGCUGUUUAUCCAGGUGAUAGGGUUACAUUUUGUGGAGCGAGUUCAGAUAAAGACCGUAAACAUUUUGGAGUUGUGACCACUGCAACGGGAGAAGAUCCGUCAAGUUCUUGCCAUAUUUUUGCCGUCGACGCACGGCCACAUUCGAACCAUUUCAAACGUGCCAAAAUUUUUAAAUUAGAAUGUAAAGUGGAUCCCGGUUCUGGAAUUUGUACAGAGUUUCCAGUCACAUGCGACCCGAUUAUUGCCGUCAUCAAAGGAUUUUACGAAACAAGUGCCAGUGUUGAAGAGCCUGUCGUGGCAAAUUCACCCCAGCCGAGUAACGACAGUACAACAACUACUAGCAACAGUGAUUCAGGAAUUGGCUUUCGCGAUGACUGCGGUAACCAGUCAGAUCGUAUUCUAGUUGUAGAUGUACAGAAUCAUAGGCUACACAUACAGGAAGUCGACAAAGGUGGAAACUGUGCUGACAAAGUAACGGUCCACACUUUACCCAACGUCACUGCGACCAGCAGUAGGAGUCGGUCUCCCUUGAGCACAGGAUCAGAGGGCCCAGAAAGACCUGGUUUUCUUGAAGACAUGAGUGUCAGUUCUGAAACGACAAAAAGCCCUGAAGUGACAAUUAUACAAAAAAGUAAGCAAAAUUCGAGGAUGGAAGCAAGCGCUCAGUCAGUUGAUGAUAUGAGCAUCAGCUCAGCACGAAGCCACGACGCUAUUAGUGGUCUUCCUUAUAAACUGAAUCAUAAAAUGUACAGCAUAUCACCACCUACAUCACAAAGUCUUGAAGACUUAAAAGAAACAACUAUGGAUAACACGAUAUCAAGAAGCCUGCAUCCCCAUUCAGGCAGCCUUCAAGAUCUCCGUUCAUUCAACUUGGACUGCUUUGAAAGAUCUGUCGUAGCUCACACUCUUCAUGGGGGUAGAGAUGAGGGAGUGUCAUGUUGGGCUACAUCAUUCGAGAAACUUUUGGAGGAUCCUGCUGGAUUGCAUACAUUUGCAGAAUUUUUGAAGAAGGAAUUCAGCCACGAAAACAUUUAUUUUUGGGUUGCUUGCGAAAAAUACCGUAAACUUGCGGAUCCUUUAGAGAGAAAGCAAAAGGCCAAGGAAAUAUUUAAUAGGCACUUGGCGUUGGGAGCCUUGGAGCCAGUAAAUGUUGAUUCUUAUGCCAGGCAAGUCACUGAAGAACUUCUGAGUGAUGCAUCUCCUAAUCUGUUUCUUCAGGCGCAAAAGCAGAUUUUCAAUUUAAUGAAGUUCGACAGCUACCCGAGGUUUAUUAAGUCUGAUUUGUACAAAGAAUGUGUGGUUAGAGUUCUAGCGGGGGAAGAACUGCCAGUUAGCACUGAAAACUCCGAUUUGCAACUUUCUAUAGCACAAUCGCACCCAAAAUUUUAUUCUCAGCUUAAGAAGUCAAGAAGUGAUGCGGACGAUAGAAGAAGAAAAUCGUUGCUACCUUGGACGAGAAAGGCAAGAGCAAAGUCAAGAGAUCGAGGAAACAGUUAUGAACAAGACAAUAGUUCUGUAAGCAGCAGCCGUUCAUCAUUAACAACUUGGGAUGUACCGUUAUCGACUGGACUGUGCCGUGUUGUGUUGCCUGAUGGGUCAACAGCUGUUGUCCAUACCCGUCCAAAUCACACUGUUCGACAUCUCAUUACCAGACUAUUAGACAAAAGAGCACUCUGUUAUAGCGAUUUUCACAUCAUUAAUAGUUAUUUGAACAAAACGGUUCCUUUAGACGAGGACGCCAGUGUUCUAAGUGGGCAAGAGGUUAAAAUUGAAAGGAGAGUUUCUUUCAGGCUCGAUUUGCCCAACAGGAAAACGGUCGCCGUCAAAUCCAAACAAUGUAAAACUCUGAGUCAGGUUUUAAGGCCAAUUUUGAACAAAUACGGAUACAAACUGGAAAUGGUCACCUUGUGUCUGAUGAGUGAAAACGAAGUCCUUGAGCCUAGUUUGUCUGUAACGCAUGUAGAUAGUCAACGUAUCCAGGUUUUAACACGGAGCACACCUACUGAGUGCUUAUCGCAAAUUGGGAGUUGGAGGUUAGAUGAUUGUAACAAAGGGAAGUCACUCGAUGAAAUUACCAAUAGAGUUUUUGAAGAAUUGCUUAAUGGAAAAGCCGAAGCGAACGUAGUGCCAUCUGAGCAGGGAUCUGUGAGAUCUGAAGAUUGGGGUUCUGAAAGCUCAUCGGGGAUUCUAGGAAGAUUCCUAAGGAGAGAUUCGGCAUUUAUUGAUAAGCGGAAGCCAAAAAAAGGACAUCAUAAAGGAGAAGAAAAUGAAAGGAAAAGUACAUUAAGUAAGCUGCCACCGUUAAUAGCAAAACUGAAACCAAGUAGUAAAGUUGAAUGCAGAUCAGAAAGUGAUGUGUUGUAUGAGGGGCUCAAAAGAGCCCAAAGGUCUCGUUUGGAAGACCAGAGGGGGACAGAAAUAAAUUUUGAGCUACCCGAUUUUUUGAAGGACAAAGAAAAUUCGCCUCAAGGUGGAAAGAAAUUGUGUAAACUGAGAGGUGGUGAUGGCGAAGAAUCAAAUGCCAAGCUCCUCCCGAACGAAUCAAACGGUAAUUGUGAUAAUGAAAACACCAAUAAAACAUUUCCAGCCGAAUAUCACUUCACCGAGACAUCCUUAGAGGAUCUCGUCCAUCUACAAAAUCACCAGCCGCAAUUGACUGACCCACCUCCGCCUCUUCCACCCAAGCCGAAAAACCUUUCAGGCGCCACAUCUUGGACAUGUUUGAAUGAGCCUAAACCAAGGGCGAGAACGCGCAGAACGGUAUACCUGGACCAGCCUAGUAGCAGUUUUGUUUAAGGUUCAUUACAAUGGGUUUGAUAAAAACACUUAUUCUUUUAUAAAUUAAAGUUAAUAAUGUGUUUUGUCAUUUUGUAAUUAAUUAUUGUACAUAAUGUAAUUAUGUAUUUUUACCUUUUUUUGUGUGUUUAAAUUACCAGUAUACUGUAUAGAACUAAAUACUAUUGAUUUUUUAAAUUAUACAGUUUGUAUUGUGCCUAAUUAAUUAAAGGAUUAAUCAGAGUAGGUUUAAUCUAAACCAUACCUGAUGUUUUAUUUCUUAGUCUUUUGUUAAGGCAAGGCUUUUGGUGGCCUUUUGAGAAAUGUAAAUUAUAAAUAUUCUCAGUCUAGUAUAAAAUUACUAAUUUAUUCCUUUACUUAUAAGUUGUUUUCUUCUUUAAUACGACUAAAGUAUUUGAAUUAUAUAAAUUGUCCCUCUAAUCGAAGAGCUUUCAGUUUUCAAGUAAAUAUUUUCACCAAGUUUAAUAAGGUUUAUCGUUCUUUCUAACUUAUUUUUAAUUGCAUACUAAUACGUUUAUUUUUAUAUUUGUUUUUGUAAUUUUUAUAUCGCAUUUGGUUAUUAUAUUUACAUCUUGACCAUUUGUGAGAGUUGUAAUUAUUAUGAAAUUUAUAUUCUGCACUGAUAUUUUAGGCUCCCGUUUUGAAAGGGAAAUUAUUUUUUAUUUUUGUAUAUACUAUUUAAAAAUAAUAUUAUUUUUCUAAUCAGAGUCCAAUUUUUCAUUUAUUAAACUUUUAUUUAUUUAAUUAAAUCAGCAUAGUCAAAGGUUCAUUUUAUGUAAAGAGCGCGGUUAAACCGUGAUUUGCUAUUAUUAUUUUUUUCUUCACAGAACGAUUUAUAUCCAAACAUCUUAUAACCUUAAAGGUAUCAAAGUUUGACCGUAAAAACAUGUUUUGUACUUCUUGUACGAAAUGUAAGGAAGAAAGUGUUUUUUAAACUUAUUUUUUUGAUUGUUAAUCUCUCAAAAUUGAGUAGUUUAUAAAUACUCUAAAUAAGUUUUGUAGUUUAUGCAUUAAUUUUACUUUUUUUUGUGUUUCUUUUAUUGAUUAUUUUUAUUGUGUAAAUUUUUAGGACUUUUAGAAGAAUGUAGGUUGUCUUUUUACAAUAAAAUCCAUAAUUUUGGCAACAUUGUGCCAUAGUCGCAAAGGAUUUUUUUUUCUGAAAAAUAUUUUUUUAAAUUUUAUUACGUCUAUAUAAAAUAAAAUGUUAAAUAAUUUUUUUUUCGAAAAAAUCCUGCUUUGCUAAAUUUAUGGAUUUUAUUGGUAAAAACAACCUAUAUCUAAAGUGGCCUAACAAAUGACACAAAAAAUUUCUAUUGUCUAAAAAAAAAAUCUAAAUGCAGUCAUUCCAAGUUUCCAUUUAUUUAUUUAAUUAAUUUUUUUUAUUAUAAACUCAAGGAAUUAAUCCAUUAUAAACACUACAGUUAUGAAAAUGUUAUAAAUUACAGCCAUAAAAUGUAACCAUCUUUUGUUUUGAAAAUAAAAAUAAA
Molecule: messenger RNA, 5673 nt
Organism: Cimex lectularius (bed bug)
Lineage: Eukaryota; Metazoa; Arthropoda; Insecta; Hemiptera; Cimicidae
Gene: loco
Product: regulator of G-protein signaling loco
Exons: 14
Coding region: 611-4186 (1191 amino acids)
Biological process (GO): signal transduction
Molecular function (GO): GTPase activator activity; protein binding
Source: RefSeq, a predicted model, not a curated record